AUGCUGCUUCUGCGACGUCUCACCGCAACCUUCCCACUUGCAGCCAACACACGCAUCUCGACGCGCACCUUGGCCAUGUCAACAACAGCCCCCUUCGGCCGCCUCGUGCGCUUCCAUCCUUCCUCCUCCCCGGACCAGAUUCAUGUCGGCGAGCCAGUCGACGCUGAAGUCGACGUUGGCCAGGCCGUUUUCAACUCCCGCGACGUGCUUGUCAAUAUCUUCUCUGGAACCUCGGUGCUCGAACCGGGCCGUCCAACGGGCGAGCAAUCCACCAUCGGCCAGCUGCUCUCCCCGCUCACCCAGAAGGAAGUGGGCACGAUCCGAUGCAUCGGGCUCAACUACGUCGAACAUGCCAAGGAGGCGGGCUUGGACAUCCCUUCCGUGCCGACAGUCUUUCUCAAGCCGGACACAGCCUUGGCCGGUCCAUGGCCUCAAAAGACGCUGGUGCCCAAGAGCCUGUUGCAGGACGAUGCGGCGGAUCACGAGGCCGAGGUGGCAGUGGUCAUUGGCAGGACGUGCAAGGAUGUUGAUGAGCAAAGUGCGCUUAGCUACGUGCUUGGCAUCACAGCAGCCAACGACGUCUCAUCGCGCAAAGCCCAAUUCGCUCAAUCCCAAUGGUGUUACUCGAAGGGUUUCGAUACCUCCUGCCCUAUUGGCCCAGCGCUCGUCCACAUCAAUGCUGUCAAAGACUUGAGCAAGGUUUCGAUCCAGGGUAAAGUCAACGAUGAUAUUGUGCAGAAGAGCGAUCUCAGCGACCUCAUCUUCUCCAUCCCAAAAAUCGUCUCGUUCCUGUCUCGUGGGACUACACUCCCCGCAGGAACACUCAUCUUGACCGGCACUCCAGCAGGCAUCGGCUGGACCGCCUCCCCCAGACGUACACUGCAAGACGGCGAUACAUUCACCGUCACCGUCUCCAACGGCGUCGGCUCGCUCAUCAACCAGGUGGAAUUUGAGAGCUGA
Sporisorium graminicola is the source of this 960-nucleotide messenger RNA. RefSeq lists its product as uncharacterized. The transcript has 3 exons. The record is from RefSeq and is a predicted model, not a curated record. Gene Ontology annotation, molecular function: acetylpyruvate hydrolase activity. NCBI's taxonomy places the organism in Eukaryota, Fungi, Basidiomycota, Ustilaginomycetes, Ustilaginales, Ustilaginaceae. The coding region runs from base 1 to 960 and encodes 319 amino acids.